AUGAUGGAGCGAGACCGAGAGAUGAUGGGUGCUAAAAGAGAGGAUUGCGAUCCUUCGAAGAUCCCCGUCCAAACCACUUGCUACGGGACUUUUGCACGUUCUGCACAGCCAGCCGUUCCCCGUCGCUCCUCCUCGCAGCUUUCCUCAUUUCUACCAACCGCAACCCCAACUGCCUCCGGCGCCACCGCCGGCGUACCAAGCCAUACCCGUUGGAUACCAAUCUAUCCCCAAUCUAUCCCCUCCGCGAUAGUGGCAGAAGGCAUACCCGUCAGAGAGCGUCGCCUUCCAUGCGGUGGCAUUGGCAUUGGAUGGGUGUUAUUCUUGUCUGGUUUCUUGCUUGCCGCUGUUCCAUGGUAUGCUGGGGCUUUAAUUUUUCUUAUUGGAGCCCUGUACAAACGCGAGAAACCUGGGUUGGUUGCAUGCACGGUUGCUGCGGUUCUUGCAACAGUACCCAUCUCUUUUUGA
Messenger RNA from Phalaenopsis equestris, 465 nucleotides. Its product is annotated as 60S ribosomal protein L18a-like protein. The coding region runs from base 1 to 465 and encodes 154 amino acids. The transcript has a single exon. NCBI's taxonomy places the organism in Eukaryota, Viridiplantae, Streptophyta, Magnoliopsida, Asparagales, Orchidaceae. The record is from RefSeq and is a predicted model, not a curated record.